AUGAAAUUUAAUGCUGAGACUAGUGUGCUGCUUGGUAAUGUUCUUGGAAUAUAAGAGGAUAAUAAAGAUUCAAAUAGUACCAAGCAUUGCUAUAAUGAUUGGAGCGAGAGGUAAAAAAGAUUUGCAUCAUAAUAUAACAGCUCUGCUUAAUUAAAUCUAUAAACUUCUCAAUAAAAUAUCAAUAGCUCAUUUAUACCAAAUCAUAAUAAUAAAAUACUAUUAAAGAAAGAUUUCUCAAAAGGUCCCUCUUUAUCCCUUCAUAAUCAAUAACUCUCUAGCGGAUAGAUUUUAGAUUAAAACAUACUCUUAAAUAGAGUUGAUAAUUAUUACUAAAUACCAACAGCUAAUCCUUAAGAAUGUAAAAUAUGCUAGAUAAAUAAUUCAAUUUGUUCAGUGUGUUUGUAAAGACAGUCUAAAGUGAAGAAAAAAUUUUUAAAUCCUAAAGGGUCUGAAUCGUUUAGUACCAAUAUCCCUUUGUAUAAAUAUUAGCGUUUAUCAGAUUAAGAGAGAUUGAAUAACUCAUAUUCAUACGGAGAAAGUAGUAAGUAAUCAAUGAUAAGAAAAAAAAUUAUGCCAAAUAAAAAGGAAUAAAAUAGCAGAGAAUCGCUCAGUAACAGUUAAUAAUUAAACUCUCUCUAGGAAAAAUACUAAGAUAUGUUGAAGAUUAAAUUUAAACCUCUAAGUAACUCAAAUUAAAACCUUUCGCUGAUUUCAUCUAUAGAUAAUAAAUAGAAUAUUUCCAUAAGUCUAGAUAUAUUGACUUAAAAGGAAAGUUAAACUUCUAAAUAAAUUAAAUAGCCAGAAAAUAAAGAUGAAAAAAUACUCAGCGAUAAUUAUAUGAACUAUAUUUUAAGGAUAAGAUAGGAAGAAUUAGAAAAUCCAUCAGCAAAUUAUUUAUAAACAGAAUAUAAUUCAUCUAUCUAAUACGAAAAUAAUGAUAUUCAUGAUAAAAUUAAAUUAAAAAACCAAUUGCCUACAGUUUAAGAACUGUAAAAUAAUCAGACAAAAAAAACUAAUGAAAUUAGUUAGCAAAACCCAACAAACUUAAGUUUAUAGAAUUAACUGAAGAUAUUAGAUUUAAAUAACCUUCUAAGUAAACAGAAGAAUUGCAGUAAUUAUGUUAAUUCCUAAUAUAUUUUUGAUUCAACUACCACAAACAAAAAAAAUAACCUCAUGAAUAUUACAUAAUUAAAUUUCAUAGAGAGAAAUAACUUUGUUUCUAAAAAAAAAUACGAAAGUAGCAUAUAUAAAAAGGUUUCUUAAGAUAAAAGAGCAAAUUAAGACAAUAUUUAAGCUUAAAAUCCUAUUGUUGCUGCUACUUAGACUAUUUAAGAAUAUUAAAAAGGUUUAAAGAAGCCAAAAAAAAAUAUAAUUUAUAGUAAGGUAAAACCUCAUAACUAGUAAAAUAAUAAUGAAAAAGAAAAUGAGAACAUUUACAAAGAUAAUGAUGAUUCUAUUGUGAAAAGAAAUAAAUCAUAAGAAGAAAUUGUCAGGCCAAAUAAACAGCAAUUUCCAGAUUAAAAUUAACAAAACUUAAUACAUACAGGAAAUAAUAGCUUAAAUAAAAGCUAUUCAAAGUUUUAAAAUGAAAAGUUUAAUUAUUUUGACUUAGAUGAAAAGUCAGAAAUCAUAGAUUAUGUAGAGGAAAGCUACAACGAUGAUCAGAUUUUUAGUGGUAAAAAUAAAAAUAUUGCUGACUAAUUACAAAAGUAUGUUAGAAACCUAAAGAUAAAAAUUUAGCAAUAAAAUUCAUAACCUAAAAAUAUUUAAUACAAAAAUAUUAACUAAAGCGAAAAAGAAAAUAAAAAAUUAGUUGCUUUAGAGCCUUCAGAAAUAAAAUUAUCGUCUUUAACAUAAAAGUCUUCUGAUAAAAACAUUUUUAACUUUAAAUAUAGAAAAACACUUUUAAAAGCUUCUACAAAUUUUAAUACAAAUCCUAAUAAUCAGUCAAUUGAAAUGGUAGAGUAAGACUCUAUAAAAUACUUAACAAUUGACCCUAAAGACUAACAAAAAUAGGAUAGUAAGAUGUUAAAUUAAGAUUCUACUGCUAGUUUAGAUGCUUUGCCUAUCUCCUUUCCAAAAUUGCAUAAAUCUUAGAUAAAAAAGAAUAUAUCCAUCAAUUAAAGAAGUGAUCUUUAGCUAAAUGCUUAGAAAUUAAAUGUUGGAAAUAGAUUGGAUAAAUAGAUUAGUUAAAAUGCAAAAGAUUUAUUUUAUGAUAGUAAGACUAAUAAAAAGCAAGUUGAAAAAUAAAUAAUAUAUAGCUAAAGCUUUUCUAAAUAAAAUAAAUUAAUUUAGAAUUAACACAAUCUUUCAUCAAAUAAGCAAAUUAAAACAGAUCCUGAUAUGAACGAAACAGAGCUAACGUUUAAAAAUGGAAUUUAAAUGAAUACUUUUUUAAAUAAAAAUAGAAUUAGUUUAAAAGAAAUAUAAUGUAGUAACUAAAUUGAUGUAAACCAAACUCACAAUAAUCAUGAAUAAAUCGAAAGAUAAAAUUUAAAAUAAUUAGAAAACUUAUAGGAUAUUGAUCUAUGUGAAUGGAAACAUAGUCCUUAUAGUUUUGUCUCUAAUAUCGAUGAAUAGUUCUUAUUGGAAAAAUAAGAAAAUAUUGUUUAUGAAAGUAUAAGCAUAAAUAAAGCAAAAAAAAGGAAAUACAAAUUAACAAACAAAAGAAACAUAAACCAACAAUCUAAAGAGUAAUGA
Messenger RNA from Tetrahymena thermophila SB210, 2700 nucleotides. RefSeq lists its product as hypothetical. Lineage: Eukaryota; Ciliophora; Oligohymenophorea; Hymenostomatida; Tetrahymenidae. The transcript has 2 exons. The record is from RefSeq and is a predicted model, not a curated record.